UUUCUUAUGAGUCGUGGAAGCAACCAUUACGGUGAAUUAGCUAGCUUACCAUACAACAGAGAUUUUGAACCCAGACCCACAAGAGGUACCUCUCUGCAGCCAAGAGCCAAAAGAGAUUCCAGGAGACAACAAAGGCACGGAGGCAUGGUCCCAUCCAGCGGGGAUGGGAUCUUUGGAGAACUAAUGGGCAUGCAUCAGAACACCAUGAAAGAAUUUGACAACAUGCAUAAGGAUAUGUUUGGCUCUAGUUUUGGCAAGAUGGACAGCUUAAUGAAGAACGACCCUUUCUUCAGUGAUAGUGGUAUUGAUUCUAUGUUUAAAAACUCCUUCUCGAAAGCGAACUCGAUGAUGAACCAGAUGAUGGAGAGUGCCAAUUCCAUGAUGAGAGGAAAUAUGGAUACCUUUGGCUCAGCAGGUGGUAAAGGCAAAUUUAUGCAACAGAAGUUCGUCAGUUCUACAAAAAUGGGCCCUGAUGGAAGACCAGUCAAAGAAAGCUACCAAACUAAAACAAAUGGAGUCUAUGGUGGAAGCAAAAAGCCAGAAAUUCUAGAAAGAAAACAAAUGUACCAAAAUUCCCAAACUGGGUAUGAGAAAGCUGCUGUUGAGAGAAUGUAUCAAGGUAAAGGAAGAAAGGUAGUCUAUGAAAAUGAAAAAGGCACUGGUGCAAAGAACUCAUAUAAUUAUUACAAAAAUAUGAAAGAAGAUGAUGCCCCAGAUUUUGAUAGAGAAUGGGACUCUGCAGCGAAGAGGUUUGGACUAAAUUCUGGUCCCAAAGCCUUACCAUUUGGAUCUGGUGCUCCGAAGCAAUAUCAUAGAAGCAAAACUGAUUAUGGAUAUGGUGAUUCUUCUUAUAUGGAUGAAAGAAAAAGAGGCCACUAUGUCUCAGAUAGACUUAAAGGUCCAGAUAUGCCAGUAAAUAUGAGUAGAGAACCUCCAACUCAUAUCGAAAGAUUGAGACCUGCAGACACAGGACACAGACUUGACAUCCCUAACAACAGAGAUUCAGGCCCAGCCAUCGCUCUCCCAUCAAACGACAACAGAGACCAAGCUAACAGACUCCCUGCCAGGAACAACUACACUGGCCCAGUAAACUCAAGAGCUCCCAACAGAAGAAGCAAGCCUGCAAGGAUUGCUUAG
Molecule: messenger RNA, 1137 nt
Organism: Moneuplotes crassus
Lineage: Eukaryota; Ciliophora; Spirotrichea; Euplotida; Euplotidae
Source: the annotation of a GenBank genome assembly